This is a messenger RNA of Myripristis murdjan (pinecone soldierfish), 3330 nucleotides long. It is a transcript of the gene lcmt2, whose product is annotated as leucine carboxyl methyltransferase 2. NCBI's taxonomy places the organism in Eukaryota, Metazoa, Chordata, Actinopteri, Holocentriformes, Holocentridae. The record is from RefSeq and is a predicted model, not a curated record. The coding region runs from base 119 to 2179 and encodes 686 amino acids. The transcript is spliced from 14 exons. Gene Ontology annotation, molecular function: protein binding; tRNA methyltransferase activity. Gene Ontology annotation, biological process: wybutosine biosynthetic process; tRNA methylation.
UGGGAUAUGACGUGACGACACCCGGAAAUCUUCCAUGUGGAGGACAGUUUGAAGUGUUUUGCUAAAAGAAAUGCUGCAGAUAUCUAAUAUCAAUGUCAGACAUGAGCAGUGAAGUGACAUGACGGGCGACGCCAUGCCAGCCACAAACAAAAAGAAGCAGAAGCAGGGGAAGGACACGGCGGUGCAGGGGACCAACGACAGCAGCGUGGUGAGCAAGGUGUCUGCCGCAGCGCAGGGAUACUUCAGGGAUGGUUUCCUCCGGCACUUCGUCUGUAAAGCGGCCAGGAGAGCGCCGCUCAUCAACAGGGGCUACUACGUGCGCUGGAGAGCUGUGGAUCACUGUGUGAAGAGGUUUCUACAGAUAACGGAAAACUGCCCUAGGAGGCAGAUUCUGUCUCUGGGUGCGGGCUUUGACUCUUUGUAUUUUCGCCUACAUGCCGAGGGGCUUCUUGACAGAGCUGUUGUGUUCGAGGUGGAUUUCCCAGACGUCGCCCGACGCAAAGCUGCCCUGAUCGGUGCCACUAUUACACUCAGGGAAAAGAUAGACUCCCAUUCUCCUUCCCUCCAAGGCCCUGUGUACGUGUCUUGUGAUCAGUACCGCUUGCUAGGCCUGGAUGUUAGAGAGGAGUCCCAGGUGGAAGAGGCUCUAGGUGGGGCUGGGCUGGACUGGGAUGCCCCCACCUUAAUUCUCUCUGAGGUGGUGCUUACUUACAUGGAAACACAAUGGUCAGAUGCUGUUAUUUCCUGGGCAGCGAAGCUCUUGCCCCAGUCGCUCUUCGUGAUGUAUGAGCAGAUUCAUCCUCAUGACCCGUUUGGUCGGAUCAUGCAGGAUCACUUCCUGAAGCUGAACUCAACACUACACGCUCUUCGACAAUAUCCAGACACAGCCGCACAGACACAGAGAUUCCUGGACAAGGGCUGGGAUCAGUGUGUGUGUCUGGAUAUGAAUGACUUCUACCUGGGCCUGCUACCUGAGGAAGAGAGAUGCAGAGUGGAGAGUCUGGAGCCCUUCGAUGAGUAUGAGGAGUGGCACCAGAAAUGCACCCACUACUUUAUCCUCACUGCAUCUCGAGGCUCGUUGACUGCCCAGGCUUUGCUCACACACCCUCCAGUAUCCUCAGUCCCAUGUAUGAGCCCAUCUCAAAGCCCCGCGGCCCUGAGGGCAGAGACAUUGCCAACAGAAGUGUGUGUGGAGGGGCUGGCGAUGGCUUCCACCUCUCUGGGCCCGGGACAGGUCCUGCUUACGGGGGGCUCCAGCAGAGGAGGCAGGGGUGCAGUGACCAGGCUGCUCCUCCGAGGCCAGGCUGGCUGGAGAUGUGCCUGUGUGGGUUCAUCAGAGGACUGGGGUGCGCGGGUGUGCCACAGUGUAACAUCCCUCCCUGGAGGAGGUGCAGUGGUGUAUGGAGGUCGCUCCUCUCCACUCAACCCAAUCAAAAGCCUUCUCAAAGUGACCUUUGAACCCUGUGAUCUACUGGAGCCUCUUGGCCCUGAAGACCAAGACACAGUGAAGCUCUGUGUAACGCAGAUGGCUUGUACUGGUGACCCACCACAGCCGAGGUGGAGACACACAGCAGCUGUGGUCAGUCAUGGAGGUAAAGACUUCCUGUUUGUGUUUGGUGGAAGGAACGAAUCGGAGGCGGUUCUGGGUGACGGCGCUUUCCUGUGUCUUGACCAGCAGCACUGGACUGAGAUCCCAGUGGAGGGCACGGCACCUGAAGCUCGUUUCUCCCACUCGGCAUGUUCCUACCAAGGAGGCGUGGUGGUGUUUGGAGGACUGGGAAGAGGAGGAGUCCCACUGGGGGAUACAGUAGUGCUACGGCCCACAGCUACAGGCUUCUGCUGGGAAAGACUGAAAGUCCAGCCCCCACCUGUUCCCAGGUACUCCCAUUCUGCCCAUGUGACUCGUGAAAGGCUGAUUGUGGUGGGCGGAGUUUGGCUGCAUCCAGAUGGUGUACCUGGUGUUGCUGUGAUAGACCUGAUUUCUGGCAGCAGUGUCGAGUUCACUCUGGACACAACCUCAGUGCCCUGGCCUCUGAUGCUGCACUCCUUCUGCUCGGAGCUGACAGACCCGGAAGAGCCUGUGCUGCUCCUGAUAGGUGGGGGAGGAAACUGUUUCUCCUUUGGGACCCACCUCAACCCUCAACCCGUCACUGUGGACCUCAGACCUGUGCUGGGAUAGAGUGGCCUGUGUUUCUGUGGAACUGUUUCAGCUGCUUGGAACAAAGGACUCUUCAUGGCCUGAGUCAGACAGGGUUAAGCAAAUUAACUUACAGUUUUUUUAGACAGCUUCAGAUAGUUUGGCUCAGGUCUGAUUUGCUCCUCUUAAAGAAGCUCAAACAACCGUGUCAUUUUGAUCUCACACUUAAUUAUCUCCAUUACGCGGCAGCCAGGAAGGGGCCGUGCAUUUUGUUGUGUGUGUCCAUCCAUGUGCAUGUAUUUGCAUGCAACUAAUCUUGUUUAUUAGCCCGGUUAGCCUAAUACUUUUUAUGCACAGUCGUGACUGUAUGGACCUCUCAAGGUUGCAAUGAUUCAAAACCUUUAAAAAAAACUGUUUUAUACUGCAAUUGUGUGCUAACUCCUCAUUCCUUUUAAGCAGCUGGUAGGGGCCACAAGUGACCAAAAACUGCUUCAGUUUGGAAACUUUUUUUUUUUUCAUUUAAGGACAACCAAUCAUGUCUUGUUGCCACAGAUUCAAAGACAGUUACAGUCGUGUCUUCUCUUGCAAGAGAUUCAAAAGUUAACCUACAUGCCAGGGCACGUUAGUUGGUGGAUUUUUUUUUGUUCCCUUUGAAAUUGACAUUUUACUUCACUCUUUCUUUUAUGAUUUGUCCCUGUCUAGACUUGCACCUCAAGGCAGGACAAUUGUGGCAUGUAUUCAUUCAAACAAACAGUACAAUCAAUGAUGUCAGCCAGCUGCUGAAAUGUCUUUGUCAGUUAAUUUAUCACUUGUGGCUGCGAUACAUUGGGCAACUUGUUAAUCAGCAUGACCAGCAGCCUGCCCUGCAGUUCCUGUCUGUCACCCAAAUGCCCACAGACAUGCCUGGUGAGAUCUGUACUCUUUUAGCUGUUUAUGCUUAAAUCCUACAGAGGGAAAUAGCCUCUUGCAACUUAGGUCAAGCAGUUACCAAUGAUCAUUCAGGCUUGUGGUUGAAACAAAUGCACAAAAAAAUCAACAGACAUUGUCAGAUUGACACGUCACAUGCAUAAAAUCUAAACAAAUGUCAUUGUUUGCUUAUUGGCAGCUUUUUAUUUCAAGUGAGACCUCAGUUUUAAAUUACAAAGUAAUCAAUGAAGGUAUAGUCGAAUAUAGACUCAUGCCCUGGCAUAGAU